AAGAAGACACACAUUUCCCACAUCCUCUACGAUCUUUUGGCUCAGUUAACCCAUCAAGGGCCAGACUUCAACUAUAAUAAAGAACACAUUCCCACAUCCUCUACAAUGUCGACAGCAAUUGCCAGACCGAUGACGCCCGAGACACGGCGUCGGGAUGACGACCUUAUCUUUAGCACACCGACAAGCAGUGCAGACCUGGAGCUGAGGAUUGUGCUCCUAACCCAGCGCCACGACGCUGAACCGUGGGAACCCAGCACGCCCAAGUGCAGUGCCGAUGUUGAACGACAAAUUGUCGAACUCAAGAAGAAACGCGAUGACUUUUUUGACGAUUUUUGUUUCAUCAUGAGAAAGGCUGGCAAGAGAAUGGACGACCAGAGGGCGCAGAUCAAGGAACAAGAACAAAUCUGUGAUCGCCUCCUCGCCGAGUUAGCCGACCUGGAGGAUGAGAGUGAACAAACGGAUCAAGAUGAACAAACUGAGCCCGUCCAGUCUCUUUCGGUGUAUGAGCGCAUACCAGUCAUCACCAGCCCUCCGAGUAAAGAGGAUAAGCAACAUAACGAUCGGGGCAGAAAGCGGAAAUCUGAACAGAAGGCGGACGAAACAAGCGCCCAGAAAAAGAAGAGGGCAGAGCGGAGAAGCAAUGGCAUGGGUCUCGAGACAUAA
Messenger RNA from Fusarium keratoplasticum, 663 nucleotides. RefSeq lists its product as uncharacterized. The transcript has 2 exons. The record is from RefSeq and is a predicted model, not a curated record. Bases 106 to 663 code for a protein of 185 amino acids. Lineage: Eukaryota; Fungi; Ascomycota; Sordariomycetes; Hypocreales; Nectriaceae.